Prosopis cineraria is the source of this 1786-nucleotide messenger RNA. RefSeq lists its product as uncharacterized. Lineage: Eukaryota; Viridiplantae; Streptophyta; Magnoliopsida; Fabales; Fabaceae. Gene Ontology annotation, biological process: transmembrane transport. The coding region runs from base 262 to 1302 and encodes 346 amino acids. The transcript has 7 exons. The record is from RefSeq and is a predicted model, not a curated record.
CAGCUCGGUCACAUUUGAUGAAAACAAGCCAGUCCAGACCACAGAAAAACCUAAACCCUCGUGGGUAGAAGGGUUUUUCUUUGAAAUCAAAGCCUUCCUUUACGGCUUCACCGCAAGUAUCUUCAUCACUUCCAUGUCUCAAGCAUUCCCUGUUUCCAAAUCUUCCGAUAAUAGUUUGCUGUUUAGAGUGAGACCCAUGUGAGAUCCAGCUCUGCCACUUCUGGCACACAGAAAUUUCAAGAAAAAAAGAAUCCUACGAUUAUGGAAGCGCGAGUUGGUGUCGUUGUUGAAGGUGGACAAAGAGCUUUGAAUACUGCCCAUGGAAGCGUCGCCGAUGGGGGUGCCACAAAAUAUUUGCGCCCGAGCAGCCAUACAAAACAGACGCUAAAUCAGCAACCCCAGAUAGGAACGGCGCAGCAACUUCUUGCGGGCGGUGUAGCCGGUGCUUUUAGCAAGACCUGUACUGCGCCGCUAGCACGCCUUACUAUUCUCUUUCAGGUGCAAGGCAUGCAUUCAGAGGUGGCUGCAUUGACCAAGCCUAACAUAUGGAAGGAGGCUUCACGCAUUGUCAGUGAAGAAGGAUUUAGAGCAUUUUGGAAAGGCAAUUUGGUGACCAUUGCUCACCGUCUUCCUUAUUCUGCAGUCAGCUUCUAUGCUUAUGAACGCUACAAGAAUGGAAUAUAUUCACUUAUGGGGCAAGACCAUAGAAGCUAUGCAGGUUCAGAACCGUUUGUGCACUUUUUAGGAGGUGGCUUGGCAGGCAUAACUUCUGCCUCUGCCACUUAUCCUUUGGAUCUUGUGAGAACACGACUUGCAGCACAGAGAAGUGCCAUGUACUACAGGGGUAUCUCACAUGCUUUUGGUACCAUCUGUAGAGAGGAAGGUUUUCUAGGUCUGUACAAAGGACUUGGAGCGACAUUGAUGGGUGUUGGGCCUAGCAUAGCUAUAAGUUUUUCUGUUUAUGAGACUUUGCGUUCCUUUUGGCAGUCCCACAGGCCCAAUGAUUCAACUGUCAUGGUCAGUCUUGCUUGUGGCAGUUUGUCUGGCAUUGCAUCAUCAACAGCAACUUUUCCUUUGGAUCUGGUCAGGCGCAGGAUGCAGUUAGAGGGGGCUGCUGGUCGAGCCCGUGUCUAUAAGACAGGUUUGUUUGGGACGUUUGGGUACAUAUUUCGGACUGAAGGUCUACGGGGUUUGUACAGAGGCAUUCUGCCCGAGUACUACAAGGUUGUUCCCAGUGUUGGCAUUGUCUUUAUGACAUAUGAGACGAUGAAGAUGCUUCUAUCAGGCAUUCCACAAUCUUAGUGUAACUUUCCAUAAUUUAUUGUGCUCUUCUGAUAUUUAAAGACUUGACAGGGGCUUAGAGGUAAAGUUCAUAGAAGGAAAGAAAGUAGGUGGGAUCUAUACGGAAAUUUUGUGGUGGUGAAUUUUGCUGUCACUGCCAUGGACACAUGUCUGGGUGUAUAGGUAGUUAUUUCUGAGCAACAAUUGUACUCUAUUCGAAUUUUAGGUUGAAACCUUUUCUUAGUAGUAGUUGAUCAUAUCACCAAGGCAAUUUUGUUGGAGAGCCAUCGUGUCACGUGCCUUUGCAGCUGUCAAUUACUCAACUUGUUGAAUUUGGAGUUAUACACGUGCAGUAACUUUUUUCAAGAUGUGAAGCACAGUGCAUGGGGAUUUUGCUAAAUUAGUGACAGAAUGGGUUUGUAUAAUGAAGGUAGAUCUUUUCUUCUGAAUACAUUAGCUGAUGUAAUAGUUAAUGAGAUGUUCAUGGCAGAUCAGGUUUUUGAAA